Molecule: messenger RNA, 1014 nt
Organism: Alternaria atra
Lineage: Eukaryota; Fungi; Ascomycota; Dothideomycetes; Pleosporales; Pleosporaceae
Exons: 3
Coding region: 1-1014 (337 amino acids)
Molecular function (GO): oxidoreductase activity, acting on NAD(P)H
Source: RefSeq, a predicted model, not a curated record
AUGUCAAACCAAGCAGCAUGGAUCCCAGAAGCGAAGGGCCAGCUCCAGGUCAAGGAAGCUCCCAUGCCAAAGGCGAGUAAGGGCGAGGUUGUGAUUAAGAACCACGCAGUUGCUGUCAACCCCGUAGACUGGAAAAUCCAGGACUAUGGCAUCUUCCUGCAAAGGUACCCCAACGUUUGUGGUACUGACGUCGCUGGCGAGGUACACGAAGUUGGCGAGGGCGUUACACAUGUCAAGAAGGGCGACCGCGUACUAGGACAUGCGUUUUCCCUUGUCACCAACGACCCCGCGCACGGCGGAUUCCAGCUCUACACCGCCUGUAACGCGCUCGUCGUAUCGAAGAUCCCGGCGGACAUGACAUUUGCCUCGGCCUCAGUCCUACCUCUCGCUAUAUCGACCGCAGCUGCCUGCCUUUUCAAGAAGGAGACUCUCGCGCUACCCCUGCCAUCCUCCAACCCAUCAUCUACAGGCAAAUCAGUGUUGGUAUGGGGCGGCUCGAGCAGCGUGGGUGCGACGGCGAUUCAGCUGGCUGCAGGUGCUGGCGUAAAAGUCGUCAGCGUAGCGAGCAAGCACAACCUAGAGAAGCUCAAGGGUCUGGGCGCAUCAGCAGCCUUUGACUACAAGGACCCCAAGGUCGCCCAGGACAUCAUCGCCGCUCUCGAAGGCACAGAGUUCGCGGGUGUCUGCGACGCUAUCGGUACGCCAGAUGCUGCGGCUGCCUGGGCACCAGUAUACGAGAAGCUCGGUGGACGUUACGGCUCGGUCUUGCCCGAUGCGCAGGGUCUCCCUAAGGGCAUCGAAGGCACGAGUGUCUUCGGCCCAAGUGUUGCGUUGGCGGACAAGUACGUCGGCGACGUUGUCUGGGCGCAGUGGGUACCAGAGGCGCUGGAGAAGGGUACGCUAAAGGCUGUUCCAGAACCAUUGGUGGUUGGAAAGGGGCUCGACGCUGUAGCGGAGGGCUACAAGAAGCAGAAGGAGGGUGUUAGCUUCCGCAAGGUAGUGAUUGAGUUGUAA